UUCUGUUGUGAAUGCGACUUAAGUCAUCAUGGCUACAAAUCGUGCUGAUACAUUAGACCCAGCACUUCUACGUCCUGGACGACUUGAUCGUAAAAUUGAAUUCCCAAUGCCAGAUCGUCGUCAAAAGCGUCUCAUUUUCUCAACUGUUACUAGUAAAAUGAAUCUCAGCGAUGAUAUUGAUUUGGAGGAUUAUGUGGCACGACCAGAUAAGAUAUCUGGUGCAGAUAUCAAUGCAAUUUGUCAAGAGGCUGGUAUGCAAGCAGUUCGAGAAAAUCGGUAUGUCGUUUUGGCGAAAGAUUUUGAAAAAGGGUACAAAAAUAAUCUGAAGAAAGAUGAACAGGAACUGGAAUUUUAUAAAUAAUACAAUUUUUCCGUCUUAUUGAUCACAAAAAUAAAAGUCUAUAUCAUUACCUCUGAUAACUUACCUCGUGGUACUUGUAAAUAAAUAAACCAACCUAAAACAAAAUCUUUCUCUCUAGCGUUAUUUAUGGUAUACUUUUCAUAUUAUUUCACUAUUAGUUGAGAGUAAAACGAGUUGC
Molecule: messenger RNA, 539 nt
Organism: Heterobilharzia americana
Lineage: Eukaryota; Metazoa; Platyhelminthes; Trematoda; Strigeidida; Schistosomatidae
Source: the annotation of a GenBank genome assembly